AUGAACGACGCGCACGUUGAUGAGUCAUCCCAGGUGUCAGCGCACCUCAUGGGCGCCAGCCCUUUGCGCGCGCACGUGCGUGCGUAUGUGCACGCGUGCAAGUGUAUGUGUGUGUGUGUGCGCGUGUGGUUGAAGUUCAUUACCCUCAUUGCCGUCACCAUUGCCUGUCCUGGUCCCAAGACAUCACCUCGCCGUGGUCCGCCACUUUGGUGUGUAGAACUGGUAAGGGACAAACGUCAGGACAUUUACCUAGCCGCUGCAUCCCACGCAACAAUCUGGGAAUUCGCCGAACCGGCAACCCCUGCCUUCCAACUCAUCUCCUCGAACAACGUGGACGUGUGUGUGUGCAAUAUUUACUUUAACUAG
Mesocestoides corti is the source of this 366-nucleotide messenger RNA. The record is from the annotation of a GenBank genome assembly. NCBI's taxonomy places the organism in Eukaryota, Metazoa, Platyhelminthes, Cestoda, Cyclophyllidea, Mesocestoididae.